This is a messenger RNA of Arachis ipaensis, 387 nucleotides long. The record is from RefSeq and is a predicted model, not a curated record. NCBI's taxonomy places the organism in Eukaryota, Viridiplantae, Streptophyta, Magnoliopsida, Fabales, Fabaceae.
AUGGUUGCAGUAAUCAGGGAUGACAGUGGUUCAGUAAAAGGUGGAACUGCAAGAAAAAUCAGGGCAAGCUCAGCUCACACGAUAACAAAUCUAAUGAAGACAGGGAAUCUUCAGUUAAGCUGGAGCACGAAUCCGCCUUACCAGAAGAUACCAAACAAGUUCACUAGCAAAUAUGGUGGUGGUGUGAAAAAUCCAGUGUACCUGAAGCCUCCAGAUGGCACUCAAUGGAAAGUACGUCGGACUCAGCAUGAUUAUCAGAUUUUAUUUGAAAAGGGUUGGAAAGAGUUUGCUGCUUAUUACUCUCUUGAUCAUGGCCACUUGUUGCAGUUUGAGUACAAUGGAACUUCUUGUUUUGAGAGGCUCUCCAGGGGAUUAAACAUCAGAUGA